Erpetoichthys calabaricus (reedfish) is the source of this 3214-nucleotide messenger RNA. It is a transcript of the gene creb1b, whose product is annotated as cAMP responsive element binding protein 1b. The transcript is spliced from 8 exons. Gene Ontology annotation, molecular function: cAMP response element binding; DNA-binding transcription factor activity, RNA polymerase II-specific; protein binding. The coding region runs from base 182 to 1168 and encodes 328 amino acids. The record is from RefSeq and is a predicted model, not a curated record. NCBI's taxonomy places the organism in Eukaryota, Metazoa, Chordata, Cladistia, Polypteriformes, Polypteridae. Gene Ontology annotation, cellular component: nucleus; ATF4-CREB1 transcription factor complex. Gene Ontology annotation, biological process: regulation of transcription by RNA polymerase II.
CUUCACUCGAUUGGUGUGCUGCUGAGCUAAUUUUCGUCUCCCUCGUUCUCCGUGUUGUUGUUCACGGUGACGCGGCGGAGGUGUAGCCUGACGCGGUCUCUUACGUGUCGGCCUGAAUAAAAGUGGAGCUCCGGGGGCCCGGGAGUGACGGAGGGAGCCUGUACCGUUUUUGGGCAACUAAAUGACAAUGGAAUCGGGUGCAGAGACUCAGCAGGGCAGUGAAGCAGCUGUCUCUGAAACCGAAAACCAGCAAAUAGUACAAGCACAGCCACAGAUUGCAGCUCUGGCCCAGGUUUCCAUGGCAGCAGGAGCUCAUGCAACAUCGACCGCCCCUACAGUGACUCUUGUUCAGCUCCCAAAUGGACAGACUGUGCAGGUUCAUGGAGUCAUACAGGCAGCACAGCCCUCGGUUAUUCAGUCUCCCCAAGUCCAAACGGUACAGAUUUCCACAAUCGCAGAGAGUGAAGAUUCUCAAGAGUCUGUGGACAGUGUGACAGACUCACAGAAGCGUAGGGAAAUCCUCUCAAGGCGACCGUCAUACAGAAAAAUUUUAAAUGACCUUUCUUCUGAUGCUCCUGGUGUUCCUCGUAUUGAGGAAGAGAAAUCUGAAGAAGACUCAUCCACUCCGGCCAUAACCACAGUCACAGUGCCAACUCCAAUCUAUCAGACCAGCAGUGGACAAUAUAUUGCCAUUACACAGGGUGGUGCCAUUCAACUGGCAAAUAAUGGCACGGAUGGCGUGCAAGGCCUCCAGACACUUACAAUGACCAACGCUGCCGCAGCACAGACUGGAACUACAAUUUUACAGUAUGCACAAACGACAGACGGUCAACAGAUCCUUGUGCCCAGCAAUCAGGUGGUUGUGCAAGCGGCAUCAGGAGAUGUCCAAGCUUAUCAGAUACGUACUGCUCCCACCAGCACCAUUGCUCCUGGUGUUGUUAUGGCCUCUUCGCCCGCACUACCCACUCAACAGACUGCCGAAGAAGCAGCACGGAAGAGGGAAGUGCGUCUUAUGAAGAACAGGGAGGCAGCACGUGAAUGUCGCCGGAAGAAGAAAGAAUAUGUAAAAUGUCUGGAAAAUAGAGUGGCUGUACUGGAAAACCAGAACAAGACUCUGAUUGAGGAACUAAAAGCACUUAAAGACCUUUAUUGCCAUAAAUCUGAUUAACUACCAGGACAAUUUGCAGAUAUAUACUGUAUAUAGACUAGCCUGGCAUAAAAGAACCGGGCAAAAGACGUGUUUUCUAAAUGUUGUUUUUUUAUGCUGCAGACUGCCUAUAUGAGAAAUAUUGGAUUAUUCGUACAUGUUACCUUUGGAUCAUGACAUAUAUGAGAUUUAAAAUAACAACCGCCAAAUCGACCCUUUUUUUUUAAGAACUCAUCUCAAAAUAGUGUUUCUUUUUCCUUCCACCUGAGAAUAUCCCUUUACAAGUGUGCAUCAUGUUGUAAAAGGACAAACGACUUCUUGACUGAAUAGAACACGCAAGUCUUGGGAAUUCUACUGCUACCUUUCACGGUUACCAAGUUGCCAUUGGAGCCCAUUGUGUAAAGAAUUUUUCUUUUCUUUUUUUUUUUUUUUUUAAUGGAGUCGGCGUACAAAACUGGACAGCAGAGAACUUUUUUGCCCUAGCACAAUGUGAGCAGAGGUCCUUCAUCUUUUCAUUUCAAGUUAUUAUUUUUUUUAUGUCUAGGUUACCUGUUAAAUAGCUAUGAUAUGACUGAAAUAAAUUACAGGUACUGUCUCUGUAGUUUAUAAAGCCCUCAAUAACAUUCACCCCCAUCCUCUUUAUUUUAGAGUUUCCUUUGUGCAAUUUGAACUGACGAAAAAAAAAAAAGGGGGGUUGAGGUGAAACGUUGUGGUCUGCCUGCGUUGUAUGCCACUCUGCAAGAAUGCAUGUUGGUGCUCUUUUUUUUCCUAUGUGAACAUUUCUCCUAUUCAAAUCACGAUAAAAAAAAAUAAUAAUAAUCAAGUAUUAUACAUGUUGUCUUGCUAUCCUGUCUUAGUGACCGGGUUAAGUAACAUUUUGUUUAUGUACAUUACCUUAAAAAGGUAUCAUGUAAGCUGUAUCACUUUUUUUUUUUUUUUCUCUGGGAACAAAGUGAGCCUCAAUUUGUGUGGCAUUUUUAAAAAAAUAAACUCUGGGUUAAUGAAUUCUGUACACUCAAAGAGCCGUUGCAAAGAGGAGAGUUUUUUUUAAACAUUUAAUAUGUAUUUGCUGUUAGAAGUAUGAUUGAUUCGGCAAGGCAACUCAAUUGAGACGUCACCAGAUAUUUUUUUUAUUUUUAGUUGACUUGAAAGGGCUCUUAUUGUAAUGAGUGGCAUUUCUUGUGUGUGUGUGUGUGUGUGUGUGUGUGUGCGUCCUCUUGACUCAAAGUUAGACUCGUCUGCUAACACGUGCCACAAGAGUUUUCACUAAGCUUCUAGGAAGCCAUUUUUUAAUGGCAGAGACUGAACUGAACGUACAAAGAAAAGCAAAUCACGUACAUCUUAAAUACCGAGAUUUUAUUUUAUUUUUUUUUUUUUUCCAGUGGAAUAAAGUGUAUUUGAAUGCAUCCGGCAUACAAUCUCAGUAGACCUGUAUUUUGUUCCAGUGUAUUAUGAAAAUCAUGUUAAUCAUGUUCUAUUAUAUUAUUAUUACUUUUUCUGCUUCAUUUGUGUAUAUCAGCUGGACCAUAGUUUGUAGUGAAAUAUUACAAUAGCGGUGUGAAUCAGGAAAGCCCGUUCCUUGUAAACUGAAUAUGCCGAAUUUUUAUCUCUUGCCACUCAGUCCAUGUGGUAGUUAACUGCAUGUUCCUUACGGUUAACUUUACAGUAAUUGUGUGUGCGUGUGUGUGUGUGUGUGUAUUUUGUUUCUUGCCCCCAUUUUGGUAUUUUAUGCCACAAUGUAUUAUAAAUUGUCCAAGGUUCAGUUUUUACAUUGUGUUAUUUUUGUUGUUUAUUGUUUAUUAUUAUUUUUUUUUUAUAUUUACCUUAGAUGCAUCUUAAAAUUCUGUCAAACAGAUAAGAAAAUUUGUAAUGGUUGUCUUACGGUUUUAAGAUCACCGGGAGUCCUUUCCAUCUAUUUACCCUUGUGGCAGCUAUUGAAAGUGGCUUUUAAGAUCAAAUAUAUCAUCGAAACUCAAAGUUUCUGAUAGCAUUACGCUGAAUUUCUAUUCUGUGUUAGAAGAUUUGUUUUAUAAUAAAAACCUUAAAAAAAUCUACAAAACUACAGAA